Molecule: messenger RNA, 1932 nt
Organism: Coffea eugenioides
Lineage: Eukaryota; Viridiplantae; Streptophyta; Magnoliopsida; Gentianales; Rubiaceae
Product: mitotic checkpoint serine/threonine-protein kinase BUB1-like
Exons: 14
Coding region: 47-1636 (529 amino acids)
Biological process (GO): mitotic spindle assembly checkpoint signaling; protein phosphorylation; meiotic sister chromatid cohesion, centromeric
Molecular function (GO): ATP binding; protein kinase activity
Source: RefSeq, a predicted model, not a curated record
CCUUUUCACCUUCCGCAGUUCACUCCGACUGAAUCAGAGAGAGGACAUGGCCGUCAUUUCCCAAAACCCCGGCUACAUUUCCACCACCACCUCCUCCGCCGCGGCUGACCCCCUGUUAUCCUGGCUCUGGUCAAUCGAGAAAGCACUAAUCCAUGGAACGACGUCAGAUUUCGACGAGCUGCUGUCGAAUUGCAUUAAAAGCUUCAGCAACGAUCCUCGUUACAAAAACGACGUCAGAUUUCUCAAGAUUUGGUUCCUCCACAUGGAUAGGAGCUCGGAUUAUGAAAGCGUGUUUCGAGAAAUGGAGAAGAAUAAGAUUUGUUCAUCUAAUUGUUCUCUAUAUGAGUGGUAUGCUUUGUUUUUGGAGGCGAAAGGGAAGUUAAUUGAUGCAUAUUUUAUCUAUCAUCUGGGAAUUUCAAGGAAUGCUGAGCCAAUAGGGAGGUUGAAGAAGGCACAAGUUCUAUUUCUUGAGAGAGUGUCGGAUAUAGUAAUGAUUGGUUCAGUCCAAAAGGUGGAUGUUCUUCUAGAGAAUGGUGGGACUUAUAUCAACCCAUGGUUGGUCUCAACUACUAAAAAGCUAUUGCAGGAGAUGAAUGAUCAGAUCUUGAAAUACGAAGGUUAUUAUGCAAGUAACAAACCCUAUAAGGGAAAAGUUGCAUUAUCUACUUUGCAGAAAUCUGCCCGGAAUAAGACUAUUGAGAUAGGUGGGUACAAGUACCAGAUCAAAGGUUGUGCAGGUCAGGGAGGUUUUGCUCAAGUAUUUAAAGCACAUGUGGAUGGUAAUCCUGAUGAUGUCGUAGCACUUAAGAUUCAGAAGCCAGCUUUCCCUUGGGAGUUCUAUAUGUAUCGUCUGCUCGAUAUGCGAAUUCCAGAAUCAGAAAGGAUGAACUUUGGCUUUGCCCACCGAGUACAUCUCUACUCUGACUACAGCAUACUUGUUUCUGACUACUUAGCUCAUGGGACUCUUCAGGAUGCCAUAAACUCUAAUCUUGUAACUAAUGUGGCCAUGGAAGAAGAGUUGUCUAUCUAUUACACGAUAAAGAUGCUGCGGAUCUUGGAAACUCUGCAUGAUGCUGCCAUUAUCCACGGUGAUUUUAAACCUGACAAUUUGAUGAUUCGAUAUUCCAGAAGGGAUCUACUGGAAGAUAAGGAUAGCUUUUAUGAAUGCAGUGGUCCAUGGAAGGAACAGGGACUGUGCCUUGUUGACUGGGGUAGGGGUAUAGAUCUGCGUCUAUUUCCUGAUGAUGCAAAAUUGUUGGGAGAUUGUCGAACCUCUGGCUUUCGUUGCAUAGAAAUGCAAGAGAAUAAGCCAUGGACCUUUCAGGUGGAUACCUAUGGCCUUUGUGUAAUUGUUCAUAUGAUGCUUCACAAGACAUAUAUGGAAAUUGAAAAAAGACCAUCACCAGAUGGGGGCUAUGUCUAUCAACCUAAAACACACUUAAAGAGAUAUAUGCAAGUUGAACUAUGGAAAAACUUGUUCAUGAAGUUGCUUAAUACAAGUCCCACUGAAGAUCACAAGAGCUUGUUGAGGAAUUUAAGGCAUUCAUUCCAGGAUUACAUGUGUUCAAAUCCUCAGCUAAUUAAAAAGCUUAAGCAGUUAUUGGUGAAGCAAAAGAAUUCCUUGUGUUCAGCUUAGCAGAGUAGAUGAUUCCAACAAAUGUUAAAUGGGUCAUCUCACAUUCUUUGAUGUCCUUUAUUCUUGAACAGUGCAGUGUACAGACGCUUACUGCUGGAGCACACAUUCGUUGAACUAUGAUGAAUGUGUGCUCUUUGAAGAAACUCUGUUGGUCAUUCAUGAUUUCACCCAAUGAAUGUAGGACACAUUAGGCGUCAAUGCUUCUGAUGGAAUGCUGCUUCAUCAUAGAGCAGAUUAUAGCCCUUGUAUCGAAUUUUUAUUCGUUCCAAUAUUCGGAAACUUUGUGAAGUCGUCAA